Messenger RNA from Cladophialophora immunda, 3702 nucleotides. RefSeq lists its product as uncharacterized. The coding region runs from base 266 to 3526 and encodes 1086 amino acids. The record is from RefSeq and is a predicted model, not a curated record. NCBI's taxonomy places the organism in Eukaryota, Fungi, Ascomycota, Eurotiomycetes, Chaetothyriales, Herpotrichiellaceae. The transcript has 4 exons.
AAGCAUUUACUACCAUUUUAACUCGAAUUCCCAUUCGAAACAGGACGUAUGAGUAGGUGUGCAUCUGUGGCGAUCCGUCCUAAUCGAGAAUCUGAAAGCGUGGAGAGUUCAGUCCCGGCUUUUGUCACCGGGACCUGGUAAACUACGUUCCCCGUCCGGCGGGAUCGACUGGACCGCGUCGAAGAAAGACCCCUAAGUCAUGAAGCGAGAAAUCAGGUCCCGAUGACCUGUUUCCUUUCUCCCACCCAGUUUCCUUAAAAUCACAAUGCAGGACAAAAGCGAUGAUGAGGAUCCCUCGUCUCGAUCAACCCUGGAGUCGGAUACCGACCACUCGUCCAGCACGACUGAAGAGUUGGAGUCAUCAACCCGAAUUUGGAAGCGGGCAUGGCAAUGGCUAGAUCUCGACUUGGAGACCGUCAAAAUGAUGGCAAAAGGUGCCCUACCGCCGGCAAUCGCCGCAGCAAUGAACCAGUCAAACUCGGUCUCACGUAUCUAUACAACCCUGGGAUAUCUGGUAUCCAUUAUGGCCUUCUUCUCGUUCGCGACCCAGCCUCGAGCACGAUUCGUCCAGACUAUGACCUUGAAUAUUUUAGGGGUCUGCCUCUCUGCAGCUGUCAUGCUGUUGUCUAUCUACUGUGCAGUCAAGUCCAGGGAACAUUCAGAGAGCGCAGCACAGCGUGAUUCGCCAAACACCAAUCUCAAAGUCGAUUACAACGCCUCGGCUAGCGCGAUAAUUGGCGUGUGGCUCUGUGUGUCCAUCUACCUCAUCAACGUGGGACGGGCGAUGCGUCCACAAUAUUCAGUCACAGGCACUAUUUUGAGCUUUUUUGUCAUUGUCGCUUCGGUCAACGCCACGCGAAUAGCAAGCAUGUCGCAAGGCGAGAUCUUGAUCAAACACAUGAUUGGGGCAUUUCUGAUGGGGUUUGCAAUCGCAGUCGGCGUUUCGUUCUUCAUUUUCCCCCGAAGUCACCGGAAGCUAUGCUUCAAGUUGACGGAUGACUUUGUCAGCAAGCUCAAGGAUUCUCUGGCGGCUCAGGGUGCUUACAUGCGACGAAUGCGACGCAAAAACUUGGUUUUCACCUGCGUGCAAGAGACGAACGUUUCGACGGCGAGGAUGAGCCCCAAAGAGAUCCGAGCCACAAACUCGCCAGAAGCGCAACGGUUGAAGAACAGCACCGCAGGUCUCUCUGCAACCUUCGGUCGCAUGCAUACCGAACUGGAAUAUGCCAAGACAGAGUUUGCCGUUGGCCAUCUCGACGUGUACGACAUCAAAAAGAUUCGCGAAUUGCUCCAAUCUAUUCUGUUGCCCAUGAACGGAAUGUCCACGUUGGUUGACAUCUUGAAAGAAGUGGCCAUUCGAGCAGUCGGCGCAGUAGAUGACGAUGAUGCCGACGGUCUAGCUUUCGACGACUUGGAAGCAGAGCGUGUUGCGUGGGCCAAUGUGAUGGAUUCGCUCGUGAGUUCCUUCGACUCUCUAGCAGAGACUUUGGAAAAUGCGCUGGAUCAUAUAUACAUUCAAUUGCGAUUUGGCCGGAGGAGAAAACGGGCAGAAGACGCAGAGAAGGGAAACCCACGGUCCGGGGACCUGGAUUUCGCGGCUUUCCUGAGUCAAAAGAUCGACGAGUUUGACGCGUCCCGCGCCAGCACCUUGCAGGGUUGGAGUCAAGCAGCCAGUGUUGAUCUUCCGGUUACUUUCAUGACCGAUCUUUCAAGAGAUCCACAGCCGACGAUGACACGCCAUUUCGCAGGGCUAAGGCAUCACCGAAAGAACCAACAACGCAUGUAUCUGGUCUUGUACAUCGAGUUCCUGACCUGGUCCACUGCGAAAGGCGUUCUGGACCUGGUGGUGUUCGCCGAUGUCAAAUCAGAAGAAGCCUUGAAGAGGGGAUCCAAGUUGAUCCUCCCUGGAAAGAGGAGAAUGAAAAAAUGGAUUCGAAGUAUGUGGAUCUCGAAGGACUCCAUAGCUGAUCCCACGAUCACGGGUCGCGAGGGCACUCGAACCAUUGUUCAUCUCGGAGAAGCCUACAGAAAACGAAAAGACCCCGAACAUCUGCCAGCUGCCAGCUACCUGGAAAUCAUCGGUGAUCACAUACGGAGCACAUCACACUUCUUCGCGUCUGAAGAAUCGGCUUUCGGAUUCAGAGCUGUCUGCGCGGUGAUGACUGUGGCAAUCAUCGCCUUUCUUCGCGACACCCAGGAUUGGUUUCUCCAGCAGCGGGGCUUAUGGGCUCUCAUCCUUGUUGCCAUAUCACUGGCCCCAACGACCGGUGCUUCGGUGAUCGGAUUUCUGGGGCGGGUCGUCGGAACAAUAGCAGCAUGUUGCAGCUCGAUUACCCUGUGGUAUAUCGCAGACGGGAAAGCCGGCGGAGUCAUUCCAGUCCUCUUCAUCGUCGAAUUCCUCGGAUUCUACACAAUCUUCAAGUUCCCACAAUUUUCUGUCGGCGCUAUCCUCUUCAAUGUCACCAAUCUCUUGAUUGUGGGAUAUGAACUGGAAGUUACGAAACUUGGAAAGGAGACGGUAGCCUCGAAUGGGCAGCCAUACUAUCCAAUCUAUCUUCUGGCGCCGUACAGACUUGCCACCGUCCUGACCGGGACAUUCGUCGCUUUCAUCUGGUCAUAUUUUCCAUUCCCGAUGACUACUCAUGGUAAACUACGACGAGAUCUUGGAGCGGGGCUGUACCUUCUGGCCACAUACUACGCGACAGUACACAGCACGGUUGAGAUGCGCCUCCGAGACGAUAUCUUGGACCCCCGGAUCAAGAAAAGUCCGGCCUACCGAGUCGAAAAGGCACGAAAUAAAGCGUUUGCAAAGACGGGGAUCCAGAUUUCGAAACUGCACCUGUUGGCUAGUGAAUGGGAGCCCACCAUCGGCGGCCGCUUUCCCAAAGAAACGUACCACGAUAUCAUCGCAUCCAUGCAAACCAUCUUCAACUACAUGACACUCAUCUCGUAUUCAACGCGCACCUUUUCUCCAGCCUCCCCUCUGUUCUCUGCAUCUGCGGCCCCGUCGACCCGUCAUCUCGCUCCCAUCCUGACCGGCGAAUCCCAAACACUCCCAGACACCGAUCAGCCAUGGAUCAACAACUUUCGCCUCUUCAUGCGCGGCCUCAACAUAACGACGCACGAUAUCACGUCCAUGCUCAGUCUGCUCUCCGCCAGCGUCACCAACGCACAGCCUCUUCCACCCUUCCUAAGAGUGCCGCACCCGUAUCGUCUCGGUCCAGACCUCCAUAUUAUCGACCCCGAUGUUUUACGCGUCGAACAUGUCGCUGAGCCUUGCUAUGCGGCCUUUGCCGUCUGUCAGGUUGCCAGCAGUCUGGUCAGCGAGGAGCUGGAGCGAUUGAUAGGAAUGGUGAAGAGCCUUGUGGGCGAAGUCGACUUCAGCUUCCAAAUUGAACGAAAGCCCGAGAGAGUGACGACCUGGAGGAGCAGGACUGGGACUUUCGGAACCAAGAAUACGAAAGAAAGCGGCAGGGAUAAGAGGCACGGCGUGUCACAUUCGAAUGGGAAGGGCAAAGCCGAGUGAUUCUUCUGUGCUGCUGCGGGAUAUACCAAGUUGACGCUCACCGCUGUUCAAGCCGCUGCCCAAUUUUCGUGUCCUGUUAAUGAACCAUUACUCCCACAGUUGCUAGAUAGAUACUUACCAUCCCGUCUCCCCCGAACAAUUCAAACAAUGAUUCGCAGCAGGCCCGUGAGAGUUGU